UAAACACAUUACACUUUUCAAGAUGCCAAAAGAAGUAGAACCCUCUCUCAACGAGAGGCAAUUCUUCGCCAAAGCUCUACAAGAAGAUGUCCGUCUAGACGGCCGAAGCCUCGACCAAUUCCGAGCUUUAGAGCUCGACUUUGGAGAUGAAUACGGAGUCUCCGAUGUAAGGUUAGGAAAAACAAGAAUCCUAACCAAAAUCACCGCCGAAGUAACAACCCCCUACCCCGAACGCCCCUUCGAAGGCCUCUUCACCAUCACCACCGAGCUCUCCCCCAUGGCGCUCCCGUCCUUCGAAGUCUCGCGCCCCUCCACAACCGAGACGCUCCUCUCGCGCCUCCUCGAAAAGACCCUCCGCCGCAGCGGCGCCAUCGACCUCGAAUCGCUCUGCUUGAUAUCCGCGCAGAAAUGCUGGUCGAUCCGCGCAGACGUGCACGUCCUGAGCCACGACGGGAACCUGGUGGAUGCGGCGUGCGUCGGGAUCGUGGCCGCGCUGCGGCAUUUCAGGAGGCCGGAUACGAGUACGGAGGGCGAGGGCGUGACGGUGUAUACGGUGCGGGAGAGGGAGCCCGUGCCGUUGAGCUUGCUGCAUCAUCCGCUGUGUGUGACGUUUAGUGUGUAUGGGGAGGGGGUGCUGGGGAAGGAGGCGGAGGCGGAGGAGAAGGUGGUUGUGGAUGCGUGUUUGUUGGAGGAGCAGUUGAGGGAGGGGGCGUUGACGGUGGGGAUGAAUAGACAUGGGGAGGUGUGCCAGAUUGCGAAGUUGGGGGGAGUACCGGUUGAUGCGUUGACGGUGUUGCAUUGUGUUAAUGUUGCGAAUGUUAAGGUUAAGGAGAUUUCGAAGUUUAUUGAUUCGAGGUUACAGUUGGAUGCGAAGAAGAGGGACAAAGGAGGGUUGAUGGCGGAACUUAGUGCAGAAAAUGAUAGAGUAUCAUGAAUCAAGAUAAUAUCC
This is a messenger RNA of Mollisia scopiformis, 949 nucleotides long. Its product is annotated as exosome complex endonuclease 2/ribosomal RNA processing protein-like protein. NCBI's taxonomy places the organism in Eukaryota, Fungi, Ascomycota, Leotiomycetes, Helotiales, Mollisiaceae. Gene Ontology annotation, cellular component: nuclear exosome (RNase complex); cytoplasmic exosome (RNase complex). The transcript has 2 exons. The coding region runs from base 23 to 934 and encodes 303 amino acids. Gene Ontology annotation, biological process: U4 snRNA 3'-end processing; U5 snRNA 3'-end processing; exonucleolytic trimming to generate mature 3'-end of 5.8S rRNA from tricistronic rRNA transcript (SSU-rRNA, 5.8S rRNA, LSU-rRNA). The record is from RefSeq and is a predicted model, not a curated record.